Molecule: messenger RNA, 1147 nt
Organism: Porites evermanni
Lineage: Eukaryota; Metazoa; Cnidaria; Anthozoa; Scleractinia; Poritidae
Source: the annotation of a GenBank genome assembly
GUAGCUGUAGUAGUACCUGUAGUACCUGUAGUAGCUGUAGUAGGUGUAGUACCUGUAGUACCUGUAGUACCUGUAGUACCUGUAGCAGCUGUAGUACCUGUAGUAGGUGUAGUACCUGUAGUAGCUGUAGUACCUGUAGCAGCUGUAGUACCUGUAGUAGGUGUAGUACCUGUAGUAGCUGUAGUACCUGUAGUACCUGUAGUACCUGUAGUAGGUGUAGUACCUGUAGUAGGUGUAGUCCCUGUAGUAGCUAUAGUACCUGCAGUACCUGUAGUAGCUGUAGUACCUGUAGUACCUGUAGUAGGUGUAGUACCUGUAGUACCUGUAGUAGGUGUAGUACCUGUAGUACCUGUAGUAGGUGUAGUCCCUGUAGUAGCUAUAGUACCUGCAGUACCUGUAGUAGCUGUAGUACCUGUAGUAACUGUAGUAGCUGUAGUCCCUGUAGUAGCUAUAGUACCUGCAGUACCUGUAGUAGCUGUAGUACCUGUAGUACCUGUAGUAGGUGUAGUACGCUGUAGUACCUGUAGUACCUGUAGUAGCUGUAGUACCUGUAGUUGGUGUAGUAGGUGUAGUACCUGUAGUACCUGUAGUAACUGUAGUAGCUGUAGUCCCUGUAGUAGCUAUAGUACCUGUAGUACCUGUAGUAGCUGUAGUACCUGUAGUGGCUGUAGCACCUGUAGUACCUGUUGUAGCUGUAGUAGGUGUAGUAGGUGUAGUAGGUGUAGUAGUACCUGUAGUAACUGUAGUAGCUGUAGUAGGUGUAGUACCUGUAGUACCUGUAGUACCUGUACUAGGUGUAGUACCUGUAGUAACUGUAGUAGCUGUAGUAGGUGUAGUACCUGUAGUACAUGUAGUACCUGUAUUACCUGUAGUAGGUGUAGUAGGUGUAGUAGUACCUGUAGUACCUGUAGUACCUGUAGUAGGUGUAGUACCUGUAGUAACUGUAGUAGCUGUAGUAGGUGUAGUACCUGUAGUACCUGUAGUAGGUGUAGUACCUGUAGUAACUGUAGUAGCUGUAGUAGGUGUAGUACCUGUAGUACCUAUAGUAGGUGUAGUACCUGUAGUAACUGUAGUACCUGUAGUAGGUGUAGUACCUGUAGUAGCUGUAGUAGGUGUAGUACCUGUAGUACCUGUAGUACCUGUAGUA